This is a messenger RNA of Botrytis deweyae, 1407 nucleotides long. RefSeq lists its product as uncharacterized. NCBI's taxonomy places the organism in Eukaryota, Fungi, Ascomycota, Leotiomycetes, Helotiales, Sclerotiniaceae. Gene Ontology annotation, cellular component: nucleus; cAMP-dependent protein kinase complex. Gene Ontology annotation, biological process: regulation of protein phosphorylation. The transcript has 2 exons. The record is from RefSeq and is a predicted model, not a curated record. Bases 1 to 1407 code for a protein of 468 amino acids. Gene Ontology annotation, molecular function: cAMP-dependent protein kinase regulator activity.
AUGUCACUACCGUCGGUGUACUUGACCGAAAUCGAGUCUCUCAGUCAAGAAAUUAUUAGAAACCAGCCUACCGAUAUUUUACAAUUCUGUGCCAACUAUUUUAGUCAACGCCUAGAAACUGAGCGCACUGGGUUUCUGUCAGCUCGCAAUAGAUCAUAUCGUUCCGUAUCACCAGGGACAGCAAAUCGGCCGAGAAUGGCUGGAAACACAUUUCCUGGUCGGCUUGGAACUCACGCCAAUCCUUUUGGUGGUGAUGGAAAUGGUUUAGGACAUGAACAAGCGGUUCCCGGCAAUAUUUCAAAAGUCAUAGAGGAGGAUGAAAAUGAUACGAUAACAUCACCAACAACACCAAAUUUUGGAUUCUCAAAGGGAGUCCCUUCGUUUGGAGCUUCGUUUGGACCUUCUUUCGGAGCUUCAUUCGGAGGAGAUGCAAGUACCGGAGACUUUCCACCAUCUUCUUUCAAACCUGCGAGCGAAGGAUUUCCCGAGCAUUACGGCAUGGGAAGGCGCACUUCUGUUUCAGCCGAAUCUCUCAACCCAACAGCUUCAUCCAACGAUAACUGGUCUCCACCCUUUCAUCAAAAAACACCGGAUCAAGUAGCACGCUUGAAGAAGUCAAUUUCUGGAAACUUUCUCUUUAGCCAUCUUGAUGACGAACAAAGCGCUCAAGUACUAGGUGCUCUCGUAGAGAAGCCAAUUCCUGCCGUUGGUAUCAAGGUCAUCUCGCAAGGUGAUCAGGGAGAUUUCUUCUACGUAGUCGAGAAAGGCUCCUUUGACGUACAUGUCAACUCCACUGGCUCACUGCAACCAGGUCCCGAUGGUCUCGGGACCAAGGUAGCCACCAUUGAGCCUGGUGGAUCCUUUGGUGAACUCGCCCUCAUGUAUAACGCCCCCAGAGCAGCCACAGUUAUAUCUGCAGAGGCUUCCUGCACUCUCUGGGCUUUAGAUCGUAUAACUUUCCGCCGAAUUCUCAUGGAUUCAACAUUCCAGCGCCGUCGUCUCUAUGAAAGUUUCCUCGAAGAAGUGCCACUUCUCUCAACUUUGACCCGUUAUGAAAGGUCGAAAAUUGCUGAUGCUUUGGAGACACAGAAAUACCCACCUGGUACUUCGAUCAUAAAUGAAGGAGAUGCCGGAGAGGCAUUCUAUCUUCUUGAGAGUGGAGAGGCCGAAGCAUACAAGCGUGGUGUAGAUAACCCAGUAAAAUUAUACCACAAGGGAGACUAUUUCGGAGAAUUGGCGUUACUAAAUGAUGCUCCCCGAGCUGCUAGUGUCGUUAGCAAAACCGAAGUAAAGGUAGCUACCCUUGGCAAAAACGGGUUCCAGAGGUUAUUGGGACCGGUUGAAAGUAUUAUGAGAAGAACAAAAUAUGAGGGCGUGGAGAGCAUUGAUCCCCUUCACCAGAACUAA